This is a messenger RNA of Malania oleifera, 1528 nucleotides long. Its product is annotated as chloroplast envelope quinone oxidoreductase homolog. The transcript has 4 exons. Gene Ontology annotation, molecular function: oxidoreductase activity. Bases 318 to 1307 code for a protein of 329 amino acids. The record is from RefSeq and is a predicted model, not a curated record. NCBI's taxonomy places the organism in Eukaryota, Viridiplantae, Streptophyta, Magnoliopsida, Santalales, Ximeniaceae.
CUUCCCUUCUUUUAAAAUUUUAAAAAUAAUGCUUCUUCUUCUACUAUGCAAGCAUCUAUCAUGAAAAAUUUUGUUGAAUCGUGCACGAAUUUUAAACAAAUCUUGUUGAUGGUCGAACGAGUUUUACCUAAGUGUGAAAUAAAAUUUCCAUCAAAUUAUUAUUUAAUAUUUUAAUAUAAAAGAUUAAAAAAGGAAAAAACUCGGAGUCCGCACCUCCGGAAUGGCUAUAUUCGUGCCACGUCAAGGCCGCUGUAAAAGAGUGAUCUCUGCAUCAAGAGGGAUCUGUGUUCGACUCAUCGUCUUCUCUCUCUCUCUCAAUGGCGAGGAAGCUUAUGCAUGCCCUUUCGUACGGCGCUUAUGGCGGAGGCCCUGCUGGUCUGAAGCACACAGAAGUUCCAGUUCCUUCUCCGGGUAAAGAUGAGGUUUUGCUUAAAUUAGAAGCUGCAAGUCUCAAUCCAGUUGAUUGGAAGAUUCAGAAAGGCAUGCUGCGCCCUAUUUAUCCUCGCAAGUUCCCUCAUAUACCAGUAACUGAUGUAUCGGGAGAGGUUGUCGAGGUUGGUCCACAAGUCACGAACUUCAAAGCUGGUGACAAAGUGGUGGCCAUGCUUACCCAUGCUAAUGGAGGUGGACUAGCUGAAUUUGCCCUUGCCAAGAAGAGCUUGACAGUUUAUAGGCCACCUGAAGUAUCGGCUGCUGAAGGUGCAGGUUUGCCUGUUGCUGGUCUUACAGCCCACCAGGCCCUUACCCAACCUGCUGGGAUAAAGCUCGACGGAAGUGGCCCGCAGGUGAAUAUUCUAGUCACUGCUGCCUCCGGUGGGGUUGGUCAUUAUGCUGUUCAGCUGGCGAAGUUAGGCAAUACCCAUGUUACUGCCACUUGUGGUGCCCGGAAUAUUGAUUUUGUAAAGAGUUUAGGGGCAGAUGAAGUUUUGGACUACAGUACACCCGAAGGAGCGGCACUGAAGAGCCCCACCGGAAGGAAGUAUGAUGCUGUGAUACACUGUGCAACGGGAAUUCCUUGGUCUACUUUUGAACCAAAUCUGAGCACAAACGGGAAGGUGAUAGAUAUCACUCCCAACCCUAGUGCCAUGCUGACUUUUGCGCUGAAGAAACUCACCUUCUCUAAGAAGCAGUUGGUGCCAUUGUUAAUGUCUCCCAAGGCUGAGAACCUCAAUUAUUUAGUUACCUUGGUGAAGGGGGGGAAGCUUAAGACGGUGAUUGACUCGAAACAUCCUCUGGUCAAGGGUGAGGACGCUUGGGCCAAGAGCAUUGAUGGACAUGCUACUGGGAAGAUCAUUGUGGAACCUUAAAAUAAGGUAGGUAUGCUUGGAGCAUGUAUGGAAUUGGGAGUUGCUUAUGGGCCAUAUGGAUUUGAGGUGACUAUUGCAUUAAAUAAGGGUUAUGAUGGUGUGUUGUUGUACCUUAUUCUCUCUGGACACGAUGCUGUAAAUAAUAAUGUUUGUGUUUCAUGUUCAGUGAUGUAUACUAUAUCUAAAAGAAAAUUUCUAUAGAUGCAUUAUAUUACCAACCA